UCCAUUCGGUCAAUGAAAUAUUGUCUCUGGAAAUAACAAGCCUUGAUAACAAGCCCUCAUGGUGUGAUAAAUGAUGUAAACAUACGCGGUGAAAGUGAUUAUUACCCAAAGUUUGAAAUUGAGUGUUUAGGUUUUGUGUUAAUUUGAAAUGCGGACUUUUUUUACCCAUAUAAGUUAUCUAUUUUCCUCUCUUACAUCUGUACCCACUAAGCAUGAGUUCACCACCUUUCCAGAUUCAAAAGUUUGAAAAUUGUGUCAAGAAAUUAAGCUCUAUAGUCAAUUUUCGGAGCAAAGGUGAUGGCUUAAUUAUCAGUGAAAUUUUAGAUGAGCUAAAUUCGUUAGACUUUAACAUCAUCUCCGUCAAGCCUGAGAAAGCGGCUCUGAGUAUUCACCACCUUUGUUCACUGGUAUCAUCGUCCGAUGAAGCUUUGGCGGCUAAAUGCUGUCAGUUAAUUGUCAGUUAUGUUCUCAAACAGAAUGUACAAAUUGGGGGCAGCAUAUUGAGUUUGUCAGUGCACUGGUGUCUGGAGGCAAUCAAGUAUGCUGAAACGUUCCCCGCCUUGUGCAAUCUCUUGCAAGGACUUGAAGCUUUACUCCGUUCCAAUAACUUGAACGACCUGGAUUCUGUUCCAAAUCUUGUUGAAUAUCUUCUCCAGCCCCUUGAUACCAAUGUUAAACUCUCAAACUCGACAGAGGUAAGGCUUUUCCAGCUGAAAUGCCUGCAAAAUUUAUCAUCACAUCUGAGUCCUCAGCAAGCAGAUUUAGUUUUAGCUCAUGUGUCGGAGUUUAUGCAAAACACUCAGAUCACUUCCAAUGAUGAUUUUUAUCUUUCAGAGGUUUUUUUAUCUGGACUGGAGUUAAUGAGACAGCUUUGUUCCGAUGAAUGGUUGAGCUCAAAUCUAGGUCGAGUUCUUGGUGUGUGUAUCUGCUUUGCUUCAUAUGGGCUGCCAAACGUUGAAUUCCAUCAUCCGUCCACCUUAUAUCCCUCACCAGGAUAUCAAUAUCAGCCACCUGCAGAGAAAUCAGCAAACAAGAAAGGUAACAAAGUGCGCCUACGGAAGAGGAAGAAGUUAAAAGAAGAUGGUAAAUCGGAAGAAGCAGAUCAUGAAGCCUGUUUUCCGGGAAUUAACUUUGGACCGAAAGGCACAUUGGGUGCCCUAACGAGUGAUUCAGAUUCCUCUGAUGUCGAGUAUCGCGAUUUCAGAGUCGGUCUGAAGUUGAAGAAGUUGCAGUUACGUGUCAGGAUGACAGCCCUUCUUCUGUUACUUAAAAUUACUGAGAUGGUAGAUUUCAAAGAGAUUUUUGGUUACUGGACUGCCCUUUUCAGGGGAAACCUGUCCCUCUUGAAUGUUUUGAUAAAAGACUCUUCAGUGAGAAUGACACCAGUCAUUACAACUGUCAUCUACACUUUACUCUCCAACUCAAAAUUAUUCCUGGCGCAAGCUCAACAGAGCGAGCGGAAUGAGACGGCAGCUUUCACGCCAUUUUCAGCCACUCUUGCGGAGCUCCUUUGCUAUAUUCAUAAUCAGUUCAAUGUUGCAAUUAAGCAGUUUUUGUCAGUCCAUCGAUUCCCUGCCUUGCUUCAUUGUGUGUCCUCUUUGAUCAUGAAUACCCCCUACCACCGUCUCAAACCAGGUCUUAUUACUGAACUUCUCAGAAAUAUUUACUCUGCUCUCCAUCAUAAAGAGACAGAUGUGGCUGUGGCAGCUAUUACAUGCAUCAGCACUAUUGCAGCGAUAGACCCCAAAACUGAAGAACAAGAGCAGCUUUUCUUGUGCGGGAAGCCCCCUAACUUUCAAGACAUGAUCCCCACAGUUGACGAACCGUGGAUCAUUUCACUGGCAAUUCAAUCUUUAGAGGCUAAGAAAGAAGUAACUCCAAUCCAAGUGGAGUAUUUGCAACUGAUCAAAGUAUUGGCCAAGAAUAAUCACAAAAUAUUUUCUGAAAAAGUAAUCGAAAGUCUGCUUGCUGUCUUGGUGAGAAACCUCCAAGAAGAGGAUAACGCUGUGGUACAAUUACACUCCGUCAAUGUAGUAGAACAGAUCUCUGCAUAUCUGCAGUUAGCUGGUCUUAAAGAUUUGAGCCUGAACCUGUGGAGUUCUUUGCUAGGAGGACCACUCAUCCCUCUUUUCCAACAAGUAAAAGGACAGCUUCCAGCAGCGGCGUGUGAUUGCCUCACAGCGUUGGGCUCAUCAACUUUUAGUGAGCUGGAUUCGCGGUUACAAUCACUCUGUGUUUCACUCGUUUUCGGGUGCGCCGGACAUGAAGAGCCCACGGUUCGUGCGGCAGCUAUUCAAGUCAUUGGAACAUUCCUCAGCUACCCUUCUCUAGUCAGUGAUGUCCAGUUUGUGUCGGAUGCAUCCAAAUCUGUUGUCGAUUUAAUGACCGAUAAAAGUUUAUUUGUGCGUAUGAAAGCUUCAUGGGCAUUAGCAAACUUGUCGGAUAUUUUUCUUGUUGAGAGUUCAAUGAAAAGCUGCUUGGUGAUAUCUCCUUUGCUGAAAACAUGCAUGAAUGCUGCUCAAGAUCACGACAAAGUAAAGUGGCAUGGUGUGCGAGCUUUAGGAAACAUUCUCAGGGUAAUCUCAGACUCAGAGUUGGAGACACUGCAGAAAGAAGAUAUAAUUACCGCAACCUCAAUUCUCAUUACAAAUGCCUCUUCAAGUUCUUUGAUGAAAGUUCGCUGGAAUGCCUGCUAUGCUAUUGGAAACUUGCUAAAAAAUUCGUACCUUCAUUCAUAUUCAGCUGAUUGGCAAAGCAACGUAUUCAAAGUGCUGUCAAACUUGGCUCUUGAAUGCUCCAACUUCAAAGUUCGAUUGACAGCAUGUGCAGCCUUGGUGUCUGUUCCAUCAAGAGAACUUUACAAAGAACAUUACUUACCUCUUUGGCCUACCUUCAUUCAAGCUUUGGAGAACUCUCAAAGCAUAACAGAUUUUACAGAGUACAAACACCAGCACAACCUCAUCGACCAGAUUUGUCUAUCCAUUAGUUACCUAGCGAAGUUGUGCAGGCCUGAAGACCUCGACCACAUAGAGGAGAUUUUGAUUGUAAAUGUUGAAAUGCUGAAGGAUAAUUUCGUCAAGUUUCACAAUCGAGUCGUACCCGAAAAAUCAAGUGAGCUAUCGGAAGCUACAAGUUACCUUUUAUCUCUUCUGGACUCUGGUGACGUUUCAAAAAGGCGCUCUGAAACUAUUUGCAUCCUGAUUUCACUAUUCACAAAUGAUGUAAUUUGAAAAAUCAGAGUAAUAAUCUCGCUCUAAAGAGUGUCACUGUGAAAGAGACUGAAGGCAGGGUUGCCACAGUCAAGAAACACCGGACAAUAUUAGGGAUAUCCUGGAAAUGUCAAGAGAAAAUGACGAAAGUGUCAGGGAAAAAUUGUGAAGCCGCCUUUGUUUGUUUUAAAGAAUAAGUUUGACUUUUUGAACAACAGAUUUUGUAUAAGAACCAUUUCAAAUUAUGCAAUUUUAACCUUCUGGCAUUUCUUUAAUUGUAAGAGAAUUUUAUCAAAAUGUGACAAGAAAAUCAGAAGAAUGUCAGGGAAUUUCAUUCUCUAAAUUCAAAUUCUGUGGUAACCCUGCAAAGAAUGAAGAGUAUUCUCAUUUCUUGCAUUCCAUGAAGGGAUUCUAAUCGGAAGCCAUUCAUUUUUGUCAUUUACCAAACUUCGAGUUUCUAAGUUACAUUUUUGAACAUAUAUCCUGGGCCAAAAGUGGUUUUUGGAAUAAUUAAUUUGCUGAAUGCGAUUUUUGUCUGAAGUUACACAAAAAUUACCAUGUCAUUCAUUGUUGAUGAAUGUUUAUAACAAGCCCAUUGUUAUUUCAUUAAUCACAGAUGGUAAUGCCUUUAGAAAAGCUUCUUGUCUGACACGAUAUGCUACAUUAACACACGGGCACACGUCUACUAAGAUUUUUUUUUUCACUUUCAUGUCACAUUAAUGAUUUGUAAUUUGAACUUGUGGUAUAGGCUGAUGUAACUACCUUUAGCUUCUCAGACAACAUCCAUUGCCUGAACAUGCUUUUGUGUAACUUAUUAAGUGGUAUCAUCAUUCAGGACCAUUUUCCAGGGAUAAAACAGUUUGAUAUGUGAAAUUUUUUACGCCUUCGGUCGUCAUGUUCCUUUUAUACUAAUGCAAUUUAUUUUUUACUUACACUGCAAGUUUUUAUUGGAAGCUAGGUUUAGGAAGUAAAAUUUCUAAUUAAGUACAAUGAACUUCAAAAAAUGCAUGCUUAAAAUAUUUGAAGGCGCAAUUUUUUUUUUCCUGUCAGUGUUUCAAAUAAGAAAGAAUUUUAAACUAGCUCUUCAAGUUUUUACCUGUGCCAUUCAAGUGCUGUAAACAUAUGCACUUGAAAGCAGGUAUGAAUUAAAAAUAACUUUUGAAUCACAUUAGGCAACUGAAAUACCUACCUACCAAAGAUUUCUUUUUCUGCCAUGAAAACAGCUCAAGAAGAUUUUUUAUGGGAUCUGCAUCUUUAUAUGAACCAUGAUUUUUGCAGUUACUUUUUUUUUUUCCCUUGCAAUAAUUUUCUUCUCUAUUACCUACACCGAUACCCUGGUGACUGUUGAAAAUGGUUACUUAUACAUAGGUACAUGGGUAACUGUUAAAAAUAUGUUUAUAUUUUUACAACAAGCUCCAGCUUUUGAUUAAUAAUAGUAGCCUUCUUUUAACAUAUUUUGAAGUAUUAAAAAAAAUUCAUAAAUGGUUUAUUUUAUUUUGUUAUUUUAACUUUCCGAUCAUUGUUACUUGAUGGUUCUUUCAAAAGGGCCUUCGUUGUUCAUUAAUUUUAUACCACUAAUAAAACGUUAUUUUU
Bemisia tabaci is the source of this 4802-nucleotide messenger RNA. RefSeq names its product HEAT repeat-containing protein 6. The record is from RefSeq and is a predicted model, not a curated record. Lineage: Eukaryota; Metazoa; Arthropoda; Insecta; Hemiptera; Aleyrodidae.